Molecule: messenger RNA, 642 nt
Organism: Dentiscutata heterogama
Lineage: Eukaryota; Fungi; Glomeromycota; Glomeromycetes; Diversisporales; Gigasporaceae
Source: the annotation of a GenBank genome assembly
AUGAACAUCAAUGCACCCGCAUUCGUUCCACAAAACGUCCCAUCCAGGACAAAUUCAUCAUCUCCUCUUGUCUCACGAGCUCAGAUCUUGCACCAGCCUGACGUUAAAAGAUCUGUUUCAAAAAAUCAGAAUUAUCACGCCCAAGGAGAUCAAAAUGUCCGAUCAAGCAUGAAUAACAAUAACAAGAGGAACAGUAAUCCUCAUCGCAGGCAAAAACGUCAAUCUAAUCACCAUCAACGCAAUCAAUCCAAUUCCGAUUCGAGAAACGGUGAUAAAACUGUAAUCCAAUUUUCGGGCGAAGAUAAUGAAGCAAAUAAAACCGACGAAUUGCAGGCUUCUAUCACAAAUACAGUGUCUGCAUUUGAUGAUAUGUCGAUAAAUGAUACGAAUCCUGUAUCGUAUGGUGCACCAAACAAGCGGGGGCAAAUCUCUCUUAAUCACCUUUUGAAUUUUUCGUUUCCACCACGCCAGCGUUCUGUUUCCAGUACUCCGCGUAAACAGAAAUCUAUUAAUUAUCAACCAUUUAAUAAAGAACGGUUUGUUAAUGCCAAUUUUCGGUUCCUUGUCAAUUCAAUGGGUGAUUAUUCUGUUUAUAAUGUUGACCCAGAUAUUUUACUGCAAUGGGAGAGCAUCGAACAAGUU